UUUUCUUAUUAUUUUUACCAAGUUCUUUUUUGUAUUUUUAUAUAAUAAAAAAAUAUAUAAAAAACCGUUGGGCCAAAUCCAAUAUCUGAAAGAGGCCCAUUUUACUAGCUGGACUGAAGAGUUGUGUUAAAAAGCCCAUUAUUAUCAAUUCUCGCCUACUUCACUAGACUAGACUUAGACUCUAUCAUCUAAAUUCUGAACCAAAAUCGUUACUUCAAGAGGUUUCGAAGUUGAAAACACCCGCGCCUUGAAUGUGGUCUACAGUUUAACUAAGCAGACACAAAAAUGGUGGCUUUACUUGCUUUGUCCAAACAUCCAUUUCCUUCUUUCUAUCCAUUUGGUUCUCUUUUUCUAGACCCAUUAAAACCUUCAUCAUUACCUUGUCGUUUCUCAUUAUCUUCAUACACUAUUUCCCAUAAUGAAGAGUGUUGUUUUUCCAUCAGUAAACCCCCAAAAUUUCAACUGAAACCGCCAUUAACACAAGUGUGUUUUCCACCCACUAAAUGGGAACUUGUCCAAUGCAGUUGUGUUGUAUCAACUCCGAGCAUUCACACUGAUAUGAGAAUGUUGUUUUCAUUCUUUCGGGAAGUGGGUCUUAACGAGGAUGAAACUGAAGUACUUUUGCUCAAGAAUUCAGCUCUAGCAUUGACAUCUAUGGAUUCCAUCCAAGCAAGGGUAUUUAGUUUAAAAUCAGUUGGAAUUGAUGGGUUUUCACUCUGCUCCUUAAUCACUAAAAGACCAACUUUAUUAACAUCUGAAGAAGUUGGUAAGUUCUUAAGUUUUGUUCUCAAUGAUUUGGAAGGAAAGAUUGAGACUUCACAGUUAGAGAUUCUUUUUGCAACUACAUCCCCAUUGUACUUGAUGGGUUUUGAUCAAAAGGUUAAUCUUCUACUUCAAAGAGGAGUUCCAAGAGAAAACCUUUAUAAUGUUCUCAACAAUUUGAGUUUAUCUAAGGCAUUAUGUGUUAGGCCAAUUGAAGAUAUUGAUAAAACUAUUGCUUACUUAAGCCAUUAUGGUGGCAUAGAUUUGAUUGUAAAACGUCCAAAGAUUUUGAAUUAUGAUCUUGAGAGGCAGCUUAUACCAAGAAUUGAGUUUCUUAGGGAGCUAGCUGGAGGAGAUGAGGAUGGUGUAGGGACAGUUUUGAGUAGGCUUCCCGCGAUUUUGAGUUACAGCGCGAAACAUAUGGAAGAUCAUGUUGUGUUUUUCAGGUCUUUUGCUGGUUUAACUGAUGAGGAAAUAUUCAAGAUUGUUGUUGUUUAUCCUAAUGUGUUUAGUGCAAGUAGGGAGAGGAAAUUGCAGCCUAGAAUAGAGCUUCUCAAACAAUGUGGGCUGAAUUCGAGGGAGAUUUUUAGAUUCUUGCUUAAAGCUCCUACAUUUAUUAGCCUUUCAUAUGAGAAGAACAUUGCUUUUAAACUAGUUUUGCUAGUAAAGAUUGGAUAUAGACAUAGAACAAAAGAUCUGACAAUCGUAAUGGGGUCUAUAACUAGAACAAGUUGCUUGAAUAUGCAAAAAGUAGUUGGGCUAUUCUUGAACUAUGGAUUUAGUUAUGAAGACAUCUUUGCUAUGAGCAAGAAGCAACCUCAGAUACUGCAAUAUAGCUAUGAUUCUUUGGAGAAGAAGAUGGAGUACUUAAUAGAGGAGAUGGGCCGAGAUAUCGAAGAGUUGUUGGCUUUCCCUGCAUUCCUUGGUUACAAAUUUGAUGAUAGAAUUAAGGCCAGAUAUGAAUUGAAAAGGAAGACUAUGGGCGACCGAAUGUCGCUUAACAAGCUUUUAACUGUUACCAGUGAGAGAUUUUCUCAAAAAAGAAGAGAAAAACCGGUUCUUGUGAAUGAAGAAGAGUGAAUUGAAUGUUAAGACAACAGAAUAAGAGAAAGUAGGAUGGAUGCAGAAGUUAGAGAGGAUGGAGAGUAAGAGGUAUGGAGAUGAUUGUUGAUCUCUAUUGUGUUGUUUGAUAUUAGCCUCUGAGGUGGGAAAGGUGGAAAAAAAAUUAAUUAGUAAAAUUAUAAAAUUCUCCUUUUUAACAUAAAUAUUUAUUACUUUUAAUGGAUAAUUAUUAUAUUUUACAAAUUUUAUUUUGUCUUUUUUACAAUUCUCCUAAAUUUGGAGGUAAUAAUUUUUUAAGAUUUGAUCUCUCAUGUCCCUCUUGCUAAACAAGAGAUUGAAUAUUCUUCCAUCACUCUCCUUCCACUUCUCUCUAUCCACCCAUCUCUCCCCCCUUUUUA
Molecule: messenger RNA, 2222 nt
Organism: Cannabis sativa
Lineage: Eukaryota; Viridiplantae; Streptophyta; Magnoliopsida; Rosales; Cannabaceae
Product: transcription termination factor MTERF8, chloroplastic-like
Exons: 3
Coding region: 286-1842 (518 amino acids)
Biological process (GO): regulation of DNA-templated transcription
Molecular function (GO): double-stranded DNA binding
Source: RefSeq, a predicted model, not a curated record